This is a messenger RNA of Racocetra persica, 256 nucleotides long. The record is from the annotation of a GenBank genome assembly. Lineage: Eukaryota; Fungi; Glomeromycota; Glomeromycetes; Diversisporales; Gigasporaceae.
AUGCCCCGAAAGUCAAAAAAUAAUUCCGUGCAUUCUCUCAAAAAGGAAUUAAAGAAUUCGCGAGAACAAAUUAAAGAGCGAAAAUUUCUUUCUGAAGAAACCUUGCAGAAAAAGUUUAUAUAUGAAACUACAAUAUCACGACUUAAAAAUGAAAAUAAAUUAUUGAGAUUAAGGGAAGAAGCUUCAAGAUCAAAGGAAGAAGCUUUAAUAAUUGAAAAUAGGGAGCUACGUAAAUGGAAAAGUGACGUUAAAAAAG